UGCGGGCUCCUGAUGCGACACUUGCUUACGUGACCUUCCAUGUUGUGUGUGGCUGCUCUUCCUGUUGGUGGCUUCCUCAUGCUCUUCCUGCCUUGUGCUCGUACGUUACUCUGGCUUUGUGUGCGGGUCAACGUCCAUGGCUUUCAUUCCUCUCGUCUUCCUGUCCUGCCUUAGGAGAACUUACCUCUGUGGGAGGGCAGUGACUUACUGUACGCCUGCUAGAGGGCAGAUGUGUUUUCUGUACUGCCAACUUUAUGCAUAUGUAAGUCCUUAUUUAUGCUUCUCCUGAGACAUAGGACUGAAUCAUCUUAAUUUUUCUUGUGUGCCUUUUCUGGAAAAUUCUGGCUGUCAUUGAAACAGAUUUGGUCUCUUUUAACACAGACACGUCUUUCACAGUAGAGCAACCAUGGAUCUCAAGACGGCAGUUUAUAACGCUGCUCGUGAUGGCAAGCUGCGCCUUCUUUCCAAGCUGCUGGAAAACAAGGCCAAAGAUGAAGUCGUGAUGCUAAUGGCAGAGAAAACCAAUGGGGCCACACCACUUUUAAUGGCGGCUCGAUAUGGCCACCUGGAUAUGGUGGAUUACCUGCUGGAUCAGUGCAGUGCCUCUGUGGAAAUUGGGGGAUCUGUCAAUUUUGAUGGGGAGACCAUAGAAGGUGCACCCCCUCUCUGGGCAGCGUCUGCAGCGGGUCACCUGAAAGUUGUGCAGUCGCUUCUGGACCACGGUGCUUCCGUGAACAACACAACCCUUACUAAUUCUACUCCUUUAAGAGCCGCCUGCUUUGAUGGGCAUCUGGAGAUUGUGAAGUAUUUGGUAGAGCACAAAGCUGACUUGGAAGUUGCCAACCGUCAUGGUCACACUUGUCUGAUGAUCUCCUGCUACAAAGGUCACAAAGAGAUUGCUCAAUUCCUACUCGAAAAAGGAGCUGAUGUUAAUAGGAAGAGUGUGAAAGGAAAUACCGCCUUGCAUGAUUGUGCUGAAUCAGGAAGCUUGGAAAUAAUGAAAAUGCUUCUGAAAUACGGAGCUCGGAUGGAAAAAGAUGGGUAUGGAAUGACACCACUGCUUUCCGCCAGCGUGACCGGCCACACAAAUAUUGUUGAUUUCCUUACCCUACACCCACAGACCAGUAAAACUGAGCGCAUCAAUGCGCUUGAACUCCUUGGAGCUACAUUUGUUGACAAAAAGCGGGACCUUCUUGGUGCCUUAAAGUAUUGGAAGAGAGCUAUGGAUAUGAGGUACAGUGAUAGGACUAAUGUCCUCAGUAAGCCUGUGCCGCAGGCUCUAAUAAUGGCUUAUGACUAUGCCAAGGAGGUUAAUACUGCUGAAGAAUUGGACAACCUUAUUGCUGACCCCGAUGAGAUGAGGAUGCAAGCGCUUUUGAUAAGGGAGCGAAUCUUGGGUCCAUCACAUCCAGAUACCUCCUAUUAUAUCCGGUACCGAGGUGCAGUUUAUGCAGACUCUGGGAACUUCAAGCGUUGCAUUAAUUUAUGGAAGUAUGCCUUGGAGAUGCAGCAGAACAACUUGGAUCCUUUAAGUCCCAUGACCGCUAGUAGUUUGCUAUCUUUUGCUGAGCUUUUUUCCUUCAUGCUUCAGGACCGAGCCAAAGGCUUGUUUGACACUACAGUAACUUUUGAUGACCUUAUGGGUGUUCUGUGCAAAAGCGUUUUAGAGAUAGACAGAGCAGUCAGACCUGCAACCACGCCGCCUGACCAAAUCCAGUUAAACAAGGCCCUUUCUAUUAUUUUGCACUUGAUCUGUUUGCUGGAGAAGGUACCCUGCAGCGCAGAGCAAGAGCACUUGAAAAAACAGAAUAUCUAUAGGUUCCUUAAGCUGCAUCCCAAAGGAAAAAACAACUUUAGCCCUCUGCACCUGGCUGUAGACAAAAACACCACUUGUGUUGGCCGCUACCCUGUUUGCAAAUUUCCCUCUCUUCAGGUGACCGCCAUUUUGUUGGAAUGUGGCGCCGACGUUAACGUCAGAGACUCCGAAGAGAACAGCCCCCUACACAUCGCAGCACUCAACAAUCAUCCGGAUAUCAUGAAUCUGCUUGUAAAGUCCGGGGCACACUUUGACUCUACGAACGUGCACAACCAAACUGCCUGUGACUUAUUGGAUGAGAAGGAAAUGGCCAAGAACUUGAUCCAGCCCAUCAAUCAUACCACCCUGCAGUGUCUGGCGGCACGCGUGAUCGUCAAACACAAUCUACAAUACAGAAAGCAAAUCCCUGAGAAGCUGGAAUGCUUUGUGCUGCUUCAUAGAUGACGCUUCUGUGGGACUUCUGGGAGUACAACUGGAGGGGGGGGGGGGGUGCUCGGACUGUUGGUUUCUUA
Bufo bufo (common toad) is the source of this 2328-nucleotide messenger RNA. RefSeq names its product fem-1 homolog C (gene FEM1C). The transcript has 3 exons. NCBI's taxonomy places the organism in Eukaryota, Metazoa, Chordata, Amphibia, Anura, Bufonidae. Gene Ontology annotation, molecular function: protein binding. The record is from RefSeq and is a predicted model, not a curated record. Bases 407 to 2260 code for a protein of 617 amino acids.